AUGGAUGCACUGAAUGCAUUUAUGAAAUAUACGAAGUAUGUGCGUUUUCUCUCUUCAUUACUUGGAUUGGACGUUCUAGCUUCUGACUUCCGAACCGGAAUAAGAACCUACAUAUCCUACCUGGUGCUGAUUGUCUAUGUGAUUCUUACCGUAAAUUCGAUUAUCAUUGCGACCGAUGGAACUGAUACGUUAAAAGCUCUCUCAUUUGGAGGGUUUUUCUUUCAAUGUUCAUUGAAAAUAUACUUUACGCUCUCUCGUUCUAAUUUAUACUAUCAAAACCACGAACAACUUAAGAAAACGAUUUACUUAAAGCACUUGAAUGGUGAUGACAAACAGAAAGUUGUCGUAUUGAAGAACAUUACGUUAUUACUCAAUUUGGUGAAAGCAACUACUGUGCUGUAUUUGUCAACCAUUUUGUUGUUUUCUGCAUAUCCAGUUUAUAUGUAUGUUUUCGAAAAAACUGUUGCCGCCAUGUUUCCACUUUAUAUUCCUGGAAUAAGCAUUGAAUCAGUCCACGGUUAUUGGAUAACAAAUAGUUUUCAUCUUUUAUUUGCAAUAUAUGGCUUGUUUGGCGCAUUAGCUUCAGAUACUGGUUUUAUGAUGUUCAUAUUUCAUAUUAUUAGCUAUAUUGAAUUAUUUGCAAUAAUAUUCGAUAAAUUUGCGGAAGGUUUAACUUUAGCCCAAAGCAACCCUGAUUCCAAAGAUCAUAGCGAUUUUUGUCGCACGCAAAUGCGACAAAUAGUUAUAAGCCAUCAAGAAAUUUUGGCGUAUCUUGAAUCACUUCAACUUUGUUACGAGAAUAUCUGCAAGACGCAAGUCGGAACGACUGUAAUAACUCUUUCGGUUAACUUGUUUCUUGCAUUGGUGACGGACUGGUAUGCCACGUAUGGCUUUGUGAUUACGUCAUUAUUCCAAUUGUUUAUUUAUUCUGUAUUAGGAACUAUAAUGCAGCUGAUGAAUGAACGAGUAAUGAGAAUGAUUUACGAUUUUCCUUGGCACCUCAUAACAAAUUCCGACAGGCGGUCCUUCACAUUUUUAUUAAGCCGAAGCCAGCGACCCAUCGAAAUGCAUAUUCGGGGUUUUGGUCCUUUGAACAUGGAGGCUUUCACCGAAGUUAUGCGGCUAAUUUAUUCGUCGUUUACUAUGCUUUAUAGUUUUUUAACCGAACAAGAGCUAUAG
Sabethes cyaneus is the source of this 1179-nucleotide messenger RNA. RefSeq names its product odorant receptor 43a-like. Lineage: Eukaryota; Metazoa; Arthropoda; Insecta; Diptera; Culicidae. Bases 1 to 1179 code for a protein of 392 amino acids. Gene Ontology annotation, cellular component: plasma membrane. Gene Ontology annotation, molecular function: odorant binding; olfactory receptor activity. The record is from RefSeq and is a predicted model, not a curated record. The transcript has 3 exons. Gene Ontology annotation, biological process: sensory perception of smell; detection of chemical stimulus involved in sensory perception of smell.